CCCGGCAGCAUGGCGGCGGCCAGGGCGGAGCGCUGCUAGUGACAGCCACUGCGCUCGUAGUGGGCUCUUUCCCGGGGUAAAGGGUGUGUGGCCUCAGCUUGGGAGGGUGCUCCGGCGCCCCUCACCUCUCUCCUGCUUCCGAAGUCCCCCCAGAUUGUGCUCCAGGCGGGCCGGUGUUCUCCGGGGGGCGAGAGGCCGGCCGAGGCGGGGUUCGGCUUCCGCUGCGGGGCUAGUUCGGGGCGCAUCUCGCUCUCUCUCUCUCGCCGGCUCCGUCCAUCGUCCUUUCUGCAGCCUCCUCCCCUCGCAGGCGGAUGACACGGACGAAGGACCGGGGCCCGGCGCCCCGGGGUUGCCGGGGAACCCGAAGGCCGAGCUCCCUGAGGUCCCUGAUCGGGAAGGGCUGCAGCGCAUCACGGGCAUAUCCGCGGGCCACUCGGCUCUCAUCGUGGCCGUCCUGUGCUACAUCAACCUCGUCAACUACAUGGACCGCUUCACCGUAGCCGGUGUCCUUACCGACAUCGAGCAGUUCUUUGACAUCGGGGACGGUAGCUCCGGCCUCAUCCACACCGUGUUUAUCUCCAGCUACAUGGUGUUGGCUCCUGUGUUUGGCUACUUGGGGGACAGAUACAAUCGGAAGUAUCUCAUGUGCGGGGGCAUUGCCUUCUGGUCACUGGUGACCCUGGGGUCAUCAUUCAUCCCUAGAGAGCGGUUCUGGCUGCUGCUCGUGACCCGGGGCCUGGUGGGGGUCGGGGAGGCCAGUUACUCCACCAUCGCCCCCACCCUCAUCGCUGACCUCUUUGUGGCUGACCAGCGAAGCCGGAUGCUCAGUGUCUUCUAUUUUGCCAUCCCAGUGGGCAGUGGCCUGGGAUAUAUUGCAGGCUCCAAAGUAAAGGAUGUGGCUGGUGACUGGCACUGGGCUCUGAGGGUGACCCCAGGACUGGGCGUGGUGGCAGUUCUGCUGCUGUUCCUGGUGGUGCGGGAGCCACCCCGGGGUGCCGUGGAGCGACAUUCAGACUCUCCACCCCUGAAUCCCACAUCCUGGUGGGCAGAUCUCAGGGCUCUGUCCAGGAACCCCAGUUUCAUCCUGUCCUCGUUGGGCUUCACGGCAGUGGCCUUCGUCACGGGUUCCCUGGCUCUGUGGGCACCUGCAUUCUUGCUGCGUGCCCGUGUGGUCUUGGGGGAAACACCCCCCUGCCUUCCUGGAGACUCCUGCUCCUCCUCUGACAGUCUCAUCUUUGGGCUCAUCACCUGCCUGACGGGAGUCCUUGGAGUGGGCCUUGGUGUGGAGGUCAGCCACCGCCUUCGCCGCUCCAACCCCCGGGCCGAUCCCCUCGUGUGUGCCGCCGGACUCCUGGGCUCUGCGCCCUUCCUCUUUCUGGCCCUCGCCUGUGCUCGUGGAAGCAUCGUGGCCACCUAUAUCUUCAUCUUCAUCGGGGAGACACUGCUGUCCAUGAACUGGGCCAUCGUGGCGGACAUUCUGCUGUAUGUGGUGAUCCCCACACGCCGCUCCACAGCUGAGGCUUUCCAGAUCUUGCUGUCACAUCUGCUGGGGGAUGCUGGGAGCCCCUACCUCAUGGGCCUGAUCUCCGACCGCCUGCGCCGGAAUUGGCCUCCCUCCUUCCUGUCCGAAUUCCGGGCACUGCAGUUCUCACUCAUGCUCUGCGCCUUUGUUGGGGCUCUCGGAGGUGCUGCCUUCCUGGGCACUGCUUUGGUGAUCGAGGCUGACCGGCGGCGUGCCCAGCUCCACAUGCAGGGUCUGUAUCAUGAGGCCGGAUCUGCUGAUGACCGGAUCGUGGUGCCCCAGCGUGGCCGCUCCACCCGGGUCCCUGUGUCUAGCGUCCUCAUCUGAGGCUACUGCUGCCUGCUCACUCAGCACAGCUGCCUGGAUGCUCCUGCAGGCGUGGGGACCAGGCCCACAGCCCCAGCCCCUGCCCCAGCCUGGCCCAGCUUUGAGGAGGCUAUGGCCAUGAUUCGGCCCCCAGACACUACAUGGACUGUGCAGGGAGCAGCAGGAGGCUGGGGGGCAUCUGGGAAAGGUACCUCGUUUAGGAUGUGCGGGGGUUCGGUGCUAUUUGUAAGGGAAUAAAUUUGUAGUCGGACCUUCA
Molecule: messenger RNA, 2105 nt
Organism: Suncus etruscus (white-toothed pygmy shrew)
Lineage: Eukaryota; Metazoa; Chordata; Mammalia; Eulipotyphla; Soricidae
Gene: SPNS1
Product: SPNS lysolipid transporter 1, lysophospholipid
Exons: 13
Coding region: 482-1849 (455 amino acids)
Biological process (GO): transmembrane transport
Cellular component (GO): membrane
Molecular function (GO): transmembrane transporter activity
Source: RefSeq, a predicted model, not a curated record